Molecule: messenger RNA, 1408 nt
Organism: Cajanus cajan (pigeon pea)
Lineage: Eukaryota; Viridiplantae; Streptophyta; Magnoliopsida; Fabales; Fabaceae
Biological process (GO): translational initiation
Cellular component (GO): eukaryotic translation initiation factor 2B complex
Molecular function (GO): translation initiation factor activity; guanyl-nucleotide exchange factor activity
Source: RefSeq, a predicted model, not a curated record
GAAAGAAGGGAUGGUGGUUGUAAAGGAAAUUGAAAUUGUGAAUGGCUAGAGCAAACCCUAGUGAAUAAAGAUAGGCUGAUAGCGUUUCUUUACCCACAAGAGAACAUUGGGCGAAUUGAAUCGAAUUAGUAUUUUUGUGUGUGUUGUAGACGUAGUGAGAAGGAUGUGGUGGAGAUCGGCAUCAUUCAUCAUGGACAGACAGCAGAACGAAGCCGCUUUGAAGGGGGAAUCUUCCCCAAACCCUAACCCUAACCCUAAGAUCUCUGCCUACUAUGAGACCAGAGCGGCGCAUCACGGCGUCGUCACCAGCGACUGGCUGGCCCAGGCCCAGGCCGCGAUUGGGCCGGAGCCUGACCCUGAACCCCAACCCAGGCCUGAUCCUGAGAAGCCCUUCAGUGUCAUCGACGAGUUUAACAAUUGGCGGAAACAGCCCCAUUUGGCGGAGGCGGUGGCGGCGAUUCGCGCCUUGGCCGCGGUGAUAAGGUGGAGCGAGGCUACGACGAUGAUGCAGCUGGAAAUGGAGUUGAAGAAGGCAUCCGAUUCUCUCAAGUCUUGGGAUGCGACCUCUAUCUCUCUCACUGCGGGAUGUGAUCUCUUCCUGCGAUACGUCACUCGGACUUCUGCUUUGGAAUACGAAGACUUCAAUUCCGCUAAAUCUCGCUUGAUUGAGCGCGCUGACAAGUUUGGGGAAAUCUCCUACAAGGCCCGCAAUGUUAUUGCAAUGUUGAGCCAGGAUUUUAUAUUUGAUGGAUGUACAAUUUUGGUUCAUGGAUUUUCCAGAGUUGUCUUGCAAGUCCUCAAACUUGCAGCGCACAAUAACAAACUAUUUCGGGUCUUUUGCACAGAGGGGAGACCUGACCGAACAGGAUUGCGGUUGGCCAAUGAGCUGGCCAAGCUUGACGUUCCUGUGAAACUUCUAAUAGAUUCUGCUGUCGCAUAUACUAUGGAUGAGGUGGACAUGGUUUUUGUGGGUGCAGAUGGAGUUGUCGAAAGUGGGGGCAUAAUCAACAUGAUGGGGACCUACCAAAUUGCAUUGGUUGCACAUAGUAUGAAUAAACCAGUUUAUGUCGCUGCUGAAAGUUACAAGUUUGCUCGUCUUUACCCUCUUGACCAAAAGGAUUUAGCCCCUGCUAUACGCCCUAUUGAUUUUGGCGUACCUAUUCCAUCCAAGGUUGAGGUUGAAAGAUCCGCGCGGGACUACACCCCUCCUCAAUAUCUGACUCUGCUUUUCACAGAUUUAGGUGUUCUGACUCCAUCUGUUGUUAGUGAUGAGCUCAUCCAGCUAUACCUAUAGUUGUAUCCAUGUAUAAAUUUUGACCUGUUCUUUUAAAAUGUUGCCUUCAAUUCAACAUCAUGUCUAACAAUUACGUAGUUUUCGUAUCAAGCAUUGCGUUUCUUUGUGCAACAA